AUGCCGGCCGCCCAGCUGCUGCUUCUGGCCUGCCUGGCGUGGGCCACGGGGGCCAGGACAGCCCAGCUCCGGAAGGCCAAUGACCGGAGCGGCCGGUGCCAGUACACCUUCACGGUGGCCAGUCCCAGCGAGGCCAGCUGCCCCGAAGAGGGCCAGGCCAUGGCGGCCGUGCGGGACCUGCAGAGAGACAGCAGCACCCAGCGCGCGGACCUGGACGCUGCCAGGGCGCGGCUCGGGGCCCUGGAGAGUCUCCUCCACCGCCUGCUCUCAGGCCAGGCUGCCGGGCCUCAGGAUGCCCACGGGGGACUGCAGGCAGAGCUGGACACCCUGAGGGACGAGCGGGAGCAGCUGGACACCCGAGCCCGGACGCUGGAGGUGGCCUACAGCAACCUCCUCCAAGAUCACUCGGUCCUGGAGGAGGAGAAGCGGCGACUGGGGCAGGAGAAGGAGGAUCUGGCCAGGAGGCUGGAGAGCAGCAGUCAGGAGGUGGCCAGGCUGCGGCAGGGCCAGUGCCCCUGCGCCCCCGAGGCCUCCCGGGACGUGCCCCCGGCCUCCGGGGAAGUUUCUCCGUGGAAUCUGGACAAUUUGGCUUUCCAGGAACUGAAGUCCGAGUUAACCGAGGUCCCUGCUUCCCGAAUCUUGAAGGAGAGUACCUCUGGCCAUCCCCGGAGUGAAGAGGGAAGCCAUGGCUGCGGGGCGCUGACUUGGGUAGGUGAACCUGUCACCCUGAGGACUGCCGACACCAUCACGGGCAAGUAUGGCGUGUGGAUGCGAGACCCCAAGCCCACCCAGCCCGCCACCCGCGAGACCACGUGGCGGAUUGACGCGGUGGGCAGGGACAUCCGCCAGGUGCUGGAGUACGGCCGCGCCAGCCAGUUCGAGCAGGGUUACCCCUCCAAGGUGUACGUGCUGCCCCGGCCGCUGGAGAGCACCGGGGCGGUGGUGUACGGGGGCAGCCUGUACUUCCAGGGGGCCGAGUCCAGGACCGUGGUCAGAUACGAGCUCAGCACGGAGACGGUGAGGGCGGAGAGGGACAUCCCCGGGGCCGGCUACCACGGACAGUUCCCGUACUCAUGGGGAGGCUAUACCGACAUCGACCUGGCCGUGGACGAGACCGGCCUGUGGGUCAUCUACAGCACCGAGGACGCCCGAGGGGCCAUCGUGCUGUCCAGACUGAACCCCGAGAGCCUGGAGCUCGAGCGCACCUGGGAGACCAACAUCCGCAAGCGGUCGGUGGCCAACGCCUUCGUCAUCUGCGGCACCUUGUACACGGUCAGCAGCUACUCCUCCCCCGACGCCACUGUCAACUUCGCCUACGACACGGACACCGGGAGCAGCUGGAGCCUGGCCAUCCCCUUCCAGAACCGCUACCGCUACAGCAGCAUGGUCGACUACAACCCCCUGGAGAGGAGGCUCUUCGCCUGGGACAACUUCCACAUGGUCGCCUAUGACGUCAGGCUCUCCCAGGACAAGCAGCCCUGA
Dipodomys spectabilis (banner-tailed kangaroo rat) is the source of this 1482-nucleotide messenger RNA. RefSeq names its product myocilin (gene Myoc). The coding region runs from base 1 to 1482 and encodes 493 amino acids. The record is from RefSeq and is a predicted model, not a curated record. Gene Ontology annotation, cellular component: Golgi apparatus. Lineage: Eukaryota; Metazoa; Chordata; Mammalia; Rodentia; Heteromyidae. Gene Ontology annotation, biological process: osteoblast differentiation; signal transduction. The transcript is spliced from 3 exons.